AGAGUUGUGGGUGGUGUGCAGUGCGGGUUACCACAACUUCUCCCGGUUAACCGUCGUCGGGACCGAUAUUCGAAUCGCGGAUCGGCAUUGUCAUUAUCAACGCGAACCCCGUGGAUGCGGUGUGCAAGGUGCCGUUGUGUGCUGUGUGCUGUGUCACUCGUUUAUCAAUGAAGCUGGUGCCGCUCAGACCAUCAUUGGAUGAUAAUAAUGUGACAACACUUCUCGGGUUCAAGGCCAAAGAGCGAUUCAGAUCUGCAGGAGGUGCAAAAUAAGAAUCGAGGGGAAAAGCAACCUUUUCUGAAGAUCGUCCGACAUCCAUCCAUCCAUCCAUCCAUCCAUCCAUCCAUCCAUAUCCCCACCAAUAAAGAUAGAUUACCCUGGCAGCGACGGAAUGUACGGAAGCAGUGGAUCCGCUGGGGUUGGCGCGGGCUAUGCCGUCGGACUUCAUCAGGGUCCUGGAAACGCUCCGGUUUCCGGUUCCUACGCCGGAGUUCCGGCGCCGAUCGGUUACCAGCUGGGCCCUAACUCCGGAGCUCCAGUAUCCGGUGGACACUCCGGGUCCACCCCCGGCUCUCAAUUGCUUUCGUACCCCCAGGGUAACGCCGCCUUGUCGCCGCACCAUAUACACCAGAUGACAGGUACAGCGUCCGAUGCCUCGCAGACUAAGAGGAGAAGAUCCGAUGAGGACGACCCGAGCGGGGGAAAAUACGGCAGAAUGGAGGACGACAGUAUGCAAGACAAGGAAAGGUUCGCCAGCCGGGAAAAUCAUUGUGAGAUUGAACGUCGUAGGAGAAACAAGAUGACCGCGUACAUCACCGAGCUUUCGGACAUGGUGCCAACGUGUUCGGCUCUUGCUCGUAAACCGGACAAGCUAACGAUCCUCAGGAUGGCUGUUGCCCACAUGAAGGCAUUAAGGGGGACCGGUAACACCAGUACCGAUGGUACUUACAAACCGUCCUUCCUGACGGAUCAGGAACUAAAACACCUGAUCCUUGAGGCAGCGGACGGUUUCCUCUUUGUCGUGAGCUGUGAAACGGGACGGAUAAUAUACGUGUCCGAUUCCGUUGCGCCUGUGCUGAAUUACUCUCAGAGCGAAUGGUACGGUACGAGCUUUUACAGCCAAGUACACCCCGACGAUGCUGAGAAAGUACGGGAGCAGCUGAGCGCCGCGGAACCGCAGCACGCCGGCAGGGUCCUCGACCUCAAGACCGGGACCGUCAAGAAGGAGGGACACCAGUCAUCCAUGAGACUCUGCAUGGGCUCUAGAAGGGGUUUCAUUUGUCGUAUGAAAGUCGGAAGCCUUCAGACAAGCGGUGACAUGGCCGCAGCACAUGGUUUGCACCGUCUUAAGCAGAGAAACUCUUUGGGACCACCCGCAAGAGACGGUCAAAGUUAUGCAGUAGUACACUGUACUGGUUAUAUUAAAAACUGGCCCCCAACCGGUGAUUUUGUUUCCCCGUGUGUACCAGGUGUGGGUAUAGGUGACAGGGGUCAGGGUGGGGGAGUUCCAGGGGCCCCCGAUGGGGUCGUUGUUGACGACAGCAGCUCAUCACACUGCUGCUUAGUAGCCAUCGGACGUCUUCAGGUCACGAGCACCCCAAAUACCAGUGAUUUAACUGGUUCAAACAGUAACAAUGAAUUCAUCUCCCGUCAUUCGGCUGAAGGAAAAUUCACUUUUGUCGAUCAGAGGGUUGGUGGAAUCCUGGGAUACACGCCAUCUGAACUCCUCGGACAUCCCUGCUACGAUUUUUUUCACCCUGAAGACUUGACGCACAUGAGGGAAAGCUUUGAGCAAGUACUGAAACUAAAGGGCCAAGUUAUGUCGGUGAUGUAUCGAUUUCGGGCGAAAAAUAGGGAUUGGGUUUGGCUCAGAACGUCUGCCUUUGCGUUCCUCAAUCCUUACACAGAUGAGGUUGAGUACAUAGUCUGCACAAACACAACGGCCAAAUCCUUGCAUCCUGGCAGUGAGGGACAAACUGAAGGAGAGAACGUCACUGGUUAUGGACAACCUAGUCUCGACUACAGCGUCCAUAGGCAUUCGGCCAGGGAAGCCAUUUACCCGGCACAUCAAAUGAUGCAACAUCCCGCGACAGUUGCUACUGCAGGUCCUCAACAAGCAAGACCAUCCAGCGCUCAAAACGUUUACCAGGGAUAUGAAACGACCCAGUCACCAAUAGCCUAUGGAUCCCCUGGUCAGCAGAGCACCUCGUCUUCGGUUUUAAAUCGUAUACCAAAACCGGCAAACACAUCGCCAACUCCUGUUCAGCAAGCCUGGACACUCAGACAACAACAACCUGUCACCGAAGGCUACCAGUAUAACCACCAGUUGAGUCCGUCGAGAUCUCCAAGCGGUCCAACUUACACUCAACUUAGUAGUGGAGCUCGAACGCCUGCGGCAUCUUACCACGCGGUUACAACAGUCCCAAACAAUCCGGGCAUGUGGGGCUGGCAAGGCCAGCAGCAUCAAGGGCCGCAUCAAGCACAGCAAGACGGUGGACAGGCAGGUGCGCCGGUGGCUACUCAAGGCCAGGGUCCUCAUCCUUCGCAAGGAGGUCCAGGAGCGCAGCCUCAGGAGUUGUCGGACAUGUUACAGAUGUUACAGGACCAAGGAGGAGCCCCUGGUUUUGAGGAGCUCAAUAUGUUCAAUACCAAUUUCGAGUAGGAAGGUGGGCAGGGUAAAUCUUGGUGGUCGAAAAAUAACUAAUGAAUAUAACUAUUAUUGAUAUUGUAUUUUUCCACCUUCGAUAUUACGCCCUUUUAUUGAUAUUUUUACUCAGCCCUUACCAUCCUUCCUGAUCUUAAUACUUUCAAUUUAGAAAAGAAACAAAGUAAAUGAAAUUUAACAAAAUUAAGCGAAUUCAAGUAAGGAUAGUUAAUAAGCAGAAUUUGCAAUUUCUACUUGGAAUGGUAUUUUAAAUAUAUUUAAUUGUGUACAUUUUAUGAUCAACUUUAAAUCAUUGAUCGAUCCACGUUACAUAAUGAUUUCCCAGUGCUGGGGAGAAACUUAUUGCAAAAGAGGAAAACAAUUUAAAAAGAAAAGGAAAAAAAAAAUGAAAACUGCAAGGAAUUAAAAAAAAAAUUGAAAUAUUUUUCAAACUUUUCAGAAUAGUUACGAAUAAGAAAUUGAAACUUUUCGACUGCAAGCUUUCAACAUAGAUAUAUGAUAAGGAGUAGCUUAAUGAAUUUGUUUUUUCAUAUACUUGUAAACCGUGCAAUUACUAUAAUGUUUUUAAUGACAGAUAUUAGACAAACACACGACCGUGACAAUGUACAAAAUUAUGUGACUCACCUGAAGCUGCUUGUUAUUUACAAAAUGAUGUCAUUUAUGGAUGACAAUUUUUUAAGUAAUAUUUUUUCUUAGAUAUUAGUAAUAACGUAGCACAUAAUUAAAUAAUUGUAAUUAUAAUAAGGCGAUCACUUGUGAAUUGUUGCAUUUGUAUAUGUUUAGCAAUAUUUUAGAUUGAGAGCAAGAGAGAGAGAUUGAGAAAUAACAAAAAAAAGUUU
Molecule: messenger RNA, 3504 nt
Organism: Diprion similis
Lineage: Eukaryota; Metazoa; Arthropoda; Insecta; Hymenoptera; Diprionidae
Gene: tgo
Product: aryl hydrocarbon receptor nuclear translocator homolog
Exons: 11
Coding region: 392-2662 (756 amino acids)
Biological process (GO): regulation of transcription by RNA polymerase II
Cellular component (GO): cytoplasm; nucleus; aryl hydrocarbon receptor complex
Molecular function (GO): DNA-binding transcription factor activity, RNA polymerase II-specific; protein dimerization activity; RNA polymerase II cis-regulatory region sequence-specific DNA binding
Source: RefSeq, a predicted model, not a curated record